AUGUAUGUGUAUUGUCACGAGGUUAAACACAAACAUAAAACUCAAACUAUAUACAUAUACACCUAUUACGAGAUGAUUGCCAGUACGAUAUUCAAGAGACAAGCUUCAGGUUUCGCUACCCACUCUGUGAAGACAAAUAAAGCGUACCUGUCCUAUUUGACUAUGGGAUUCACCAUUCCAUUUGUCGUUUCAUACUAUUCGACUUAUUCUAGUGCUCAGGAUGAGUUGAAAGGAAGGUCAAAUCCAAGAUUAUAUUUCGGAAGGUUCCUAUGA
Molecule: messenger RNA, 273 nt
Organism: Kluyveromyces lactis
Lineage: Eukaryota; Fungi; Ascomycota; Saccharomycetes; Saccharomycetales; Saccharomycetaceae
Exons: 1
Coding region: 1-273 (90 amino acids)
Source: RefSeq, a predicted model, not a curated record